Molecule: messenger RNA, 1970 nt
Organism: Gaeumannomyces tritici R3-111a-1
Lineage: Eukaryota; Fungi; Ascomycota; Sordariomycetes; Magnaporthales; Magnaporthaceae
Exons: 2
Coding region: 54-1580 (508 amino acids)
Biological process (GO): transmembrane transport
Cellular component (GO): membrane
Molecular function (GO): transmembrane transporter activity
Source: RefSeq, a predicted model, not a curated record
CCGCUCUCGGUAACUCUUCACCGGUAGACGCAGUAGCCGUAGACUAGAAUACCAUGUCGCACAAAGACCUCCCAGGCAAGACUGCAGCAUCCGAGGGGGACGAUGUCGUCUAUCUCGAGACGUCCAGCGUGGGCCUCGAGACGCCUCCACACAAUGAGCCUCCAAUCAUGGACCGUGAGCGCAAGGAGAAGGACUUGGUUCGAAAGAUUGACCUUCGAAUGAUGCCGCUGAUGGUGUUGCUCUGCGUGCUCAACCACAUCGACAGAAACAACAUCGCGACGGCGCGGCUGGGUAGCUUCGAAAAAGACAUUGGGCUACACGGCACACAAUACAACACCAUCAUCAGCACCUUUUUCGUUGGGUACAUCCUUACCCAAGUGCCGACAAACAUGAUCCUCAACAAGAUGAGGCCGUCGGUGUUCCUCCCCAUCGUCAUGGUGUCGUGGGGAACGGUUAGCGCAUGCACUGGGGCGGUGCAAAACUACCCCGGCAUGGUGGUGCUGCGCUUUCUUUUGGGCUUUGUCGAGGCCCCAUUUUUCCCCGGGGCUCUGUUUCUCUUCAGCUCCUGGUACACCAAGAAGGAGCUGGCCAAGCGCAUCUCGACCCUGUUCGCGGCAGGCCUGAUGGCCGGCGCCUUUAGCGGGUUCCUAGGGUCGGCCAUCAUGGGCGGCAUGGACGGGGUCGCGGGACUGGCAGACUGGCGCUGGCUCUUCAUCAUCGAGGGCGCCAUGACGAUCCCGGUGGCGGGCGUCACCUUCUUCGUGAUCCCCGACUACCCGGCCGACACAAAGUGGCUGUCGACCGAGGAGCGGGCGCUGGCGGUGCUGAGGCUGGCCGAGGAGGCCGGCGAGGACCCCGCGGACCAGGCGGACACGACGGCGAUGCAGGGCCUCCGGCUCGCCUUCGGCGACAUCAGCCUGUACAUGAUCUGGAUGAUGCAGCUGGGGCUCAACACGGCGGCGGCCUUCACCAACUUCUUCCCGACCAUCGUGCAGACGCUGGGCUACUCGCAGCGGGAGACGCUCCUGCUGAGCGCGCCGCCGUACGUGUUCGCGGCGGUCCUGGGCAUCGCCAACUCGUGGCACAGCGACGCGGCGCGCGAGCGGUGGCUGCACGUCGUGUGGCCGCAGGUCCUCUGCAGCGUCGGCUUCGUCGUCUCGGCGGCGACGCUGCACGUGGCGGCGCGGUAUACGGCCACCUUUAUGAUGAUGUCGUUGUACGGGUCCUUUGGCUGCGUCCUGUCGUGGGUGUCGACGACGCUGCCGCGGCCGUCGGCCAAGCGCGCCGUCGCCUACGCCGUCGUCAACGCAGGGUCCAACCUGGCGUCCAUCUACGCCAGCUACUUCUACCCGGCCACCCAGGGGCCGCGCUACUGGCAGGCGAACGUAGCAAACGUCGCCUUCUCAGGAGCCUGCAUUGCCAUGGCUACGACGCUGCGUUUCUACCUGGCCUGGCGAAACAGGGCCCUGGACGCGGCCAGGGACGAGGACAUGACGACCGAGGGGACUGCGGUGGGCACUCGGACCCUCGCCCUGGCUGCCAGGUGGCAGUGCACUCCAGACUACCGGUAUACUCUGUGAGGCUGCUACUGUGUAUAUGUAAAGGUAUCUAAGGAACUCCUACUCUGCCUGGCAUGGAUCGAGGCAGAUGCCUCUUUGAGCGGACGUCGAUUUUGGGACACACAUCGGAUGGAUUCGCUGGAUUGAUGGAAAGUUCCUGGAGCCGGUUAGAAUAGACUUUCGGUCUGCUGUCUGCUGCCUGCCGGGAGUCGCGAAGGAAUGCGGCUACGAUGCGACCGUUGGAUGGACCUUCCUAGCGCGGAAUGGGUUGCUUUUUAGCGGCAGUUUAGUGUGCUUAAAGUUUUUGAGUAAAUGCCGGUCAGCGCACGUCAAACCCAUCGCCCAUGGUGACGAUUCAACCCACCAGAAGGGGAGCGCCCCACAGCCAUCCGCCAAGGGACCCCCCCCCCC